GAAAUAGUGAUGGGCCCCCCCAGUUAUCGAUUACAGCUGUAACUCUGCACACGUGCUGGGCAAAGUAUUUUUGUAUUGUUAUUUGAUUUUACUAAUUCUCCUGACAAGAAAUGAGUGACGACGAGGAGCACUACGAACCGAAGGCGCACAAGAAGCUGCUGCAGGCCAUCGGCAGUCUGGGCAAGGUGCAGUACAUCCAGAAGUCCACGCGCGACGAGCGGCAGUCGCGCCAGGAUGAGUUCCAACUGGUGAAAGGUGUUUCGUCGGCGGAAACAGAUAGUGCCCCCCGAGCCGUGGGUUUGAACGAUCUGGUUGAUAUCCUGCGCACCUCCACCAAGCACAGUCAGACGGGAAAGAAGCUUAAGAACGUCCAGGGCAGCAAGAAGGUACUUGAGAAGCCGUUGGAGAAACCAGCAGCAGAUCGCAUUAAGCGAACCAUUGGCUACGAGGGAGUGACCAAGAAGCUCGGUCGCUGGGAUGCUGUGGUGGCUCAACAGAGAUCUGCGGAGACGCAGAUCUUUCCCUUACCCUCCGAAACGGUUUACGUGAACACUUCGGCGAAAACACGAUCCCUAAACACACGGAUCAAAUCCAAUCUUGCUAAGGAACUCGAGGCUAACAACCUGAAACUACGGGAACUGAGGAAAGCACAAAUUGGGGACACCACGGAUGAAAAAGAGCUGGCCAAGCAGGAGCGCCUUUUACUGCAAAAGAAGCUUACACGGGAUGAGCUCUUCGCCCGUCGCAAGGAGCUGGCUUACCUGAAGAUGCGCGAGUCUCAAAAGUCAGCAAAGGCACGCAUGCAAAACAAAAUCAAAUCGAAAAAGUUCCACAAGCUGCAAAAGCGUCAGAAAAUGUUGGAGCAGAUGAAGGAGUUCGAGUUGCUGCAGAAAACCAAUCCGGAAGCGGCGCUGGAAAAGCUAAAUGCGCUGGAAAAAAGUCGAGUCCAGGAGCGCGCCAGCCUGCGGCACAAGAACACCGGUACUUGGGCUAAGAAUCUGCAGAUACGGGCCAAAUACGACAAGGAUGUGCGAAAGGAUCUGGCCGAGCAGUUGGCUGUUAGCAGGGAACUGACCCAGAAAAAGCACCAGUCAGACAGCGAAGAUGAAACUAUCAACAAGAGAGUGGUUCCCGAGGAGGAGGAGAAUGACUACGAUCCCUUUAAUCCUUGGACAAAACGAAAAGCUACGGAGGAAACGGAAAAUGGAAAAGGUGAAAGUGAGGAUUCCAAUUGGCGACAAUACUGGACAAAAAGGAAUAAAAAUGAAAAGUUACUGGAGGAGCAUCGUAGGAAUAUGGAAGAAGUCCAAGAUAACGACGAGCAGGAGGAGAAAGAAACUAUACACAAAUCAUUAGACGAAGUAAAACCUACCAAGAAGAACCUAAAGAAAUCGAAAGUUAAGAUAGAAAAUGGCUGGCAGGUGGAAAAUAUUAGCCCAACUGAACAGAAAAAAAUCAUGGGAAACCCGAAUUCAAAAACCAUUGAUGACAUUUUUGAGAAGCACGAAGAUGAAAUCAGAGCCAAACUAACUAAGAAAAUGGAGAAACUAAAGGAACGGGUAAACAAACUAAAAGAAGCCCCCGUCAAGGGAAAAAAGACGAAAAAGAAGGACGUCCUGCAAAACCUUAAAAGUCUGGCUUUAAAAAAGAGCAAGCAGCAGGUGGAGAUCGACGAGCCUCUGAACUACGAGGAUGAUAAAGACUCACAGAUUAAUAUCCCUGCCCAAUUGGAAGUUAAUACAGAAAGCACGGAAACUCCAGCUGUGGACACCAUAGAUCCCAACAAGGUAACCACUUUAGUGUUCAGCCAAAAAAAGAACAGCUCGGGAGGCCUUAAUGAUGCUCUGAUAGACGAUGAAGCAGCAGAAUACGACGAGGAAGACGCGGCUGCUGAACGGCAGUUGACAAUCAGUCAGGCCUUCGAGGACGAUGACAUUGUAGCUGAUUUUAAUCGGGACAAAAGCAAGGACUCGGAGCUGAAAAACACUGAGCUUCAGCUGGCCCUGCCUGGAUGGGGUUCCUGGGCGGGUGCUGGCAUUUCGAAGGAGGUAAUGGAGCGACGAAACAAGCGGCUUCUACUUAAGUUGGCCGCUCCAGAAAAGCGUCGUGACGAAAAUAAGGAUAAUCUUUACCUCAACGAGUCAGCCAGCAAGAAGGCGCGCGAGCACAUGGUCUCCAGCAUCCCAUUUCCUUUCCGAUCCCUGGCAGACUACGAAGCCAGUAUCCGUGCCCCAGUUGGCCGGAACUUUGUGCCGGAGACGGCCUUCCGCAUGCUGACCCGUCCGGCUGUCAUCACGCGCAAGGGUCAGGUAAUCGAGCCUAUGACUGAGAGCGAGCUGGUCAAGCCGGACAGGCGUCUACGUCACAUCGUGGACAGGAGGAUAAAGCGCAUACCGAAAGUGCCAUCCAAGGCCAAGAUAGCAUAGAACUAGGAAUAGUUUUAAAAAUAAAUCUGAAUAAAAUGAAUGAAAAGGAA
Messenger RNA from Drosophila teissieri, 2476 nucleotides. Its product is annotated as U3 small nucleolar RNA-associated protein 14 homolog C. The record is from RefSeq and is a predicted model, not a curated record. The coding region runs from base 111 to 2426 and encodes 771 amino acids. Gene Ontology annotation, cellular component: small-subunit processome; nucleolus. Lineage: Eukaryota; Metazoa; Arthropoda; Insecta; Diptera; Drosophilidae. Gene Ontology annotation, biological process: rRNA processing. The transcript is spliced from 2 exons.